AUGCUAGACGAGAACCUCCCCACCUUCUACAUCAGGCCCUCCUCCUCCGACAACCCUCUCUCUAAUACCAUCUUCCUCACUCAGAAUGGCUCAGAGCCGCAGGCUGAAUAUACGCUACGGCGACCCGAUCCAAAUACACCAGCCUCGAAGAACUGCUACGCGGUAGCCUUGUACGAUUCCUACAACCCAGAUGUGCUAUACGCAGAGGUGCUGGUGCAGCCGGAAUGGACACAACCAACUCUUUCCCAAGCUGAGAUACGAGCCCAGAAUGGGGUCCCGCCUGCUCCGGUGCCGAUAGUGCCAGAUAACUUUACGAUUCAGCUGUACAAUCCAGAUCAGCAGGUCAAAAUUAGGCAGGUUGCUGGGUCUUGGAAUAGCUCUGCUUAUUGGGAGUUCGAUAUGCCUCAGAACAGCUUCAAGCUGCCCUCUGCCUCGGCACUCGAUAGAAGCCAAAGUGAUCCCGCGGCUUUGGAUAUUACACCAAAAGUUGCGUUUAAGUGGAAGAAGGAUGGAAAGUUGUCAAAAGACAUAUCAUGCUACUUAUCUGGCAAGACUGUAGACGGCAGGAAGAGCAAGGAACCGGACAUUCCAGUUGCUAUGUAUAAUUCGGGCAAGGAGCAGAACAAUUUGACUAUAUACCAGCCAAAUAUGCACCGGGUAGACGUCGAAGAUGCCAAGGGCUUGGAGGUGGUGUUUCUGUUAAGUGCGGCUGUUAUCAAGGAUAUAUUCUUCAAUGCCAGCAGAGAGUUAUUCAACAUCAGUUCACCGAAGCCCAGGGCAAACACGAACCCAUUACGCAAGAACAGUGGUCCUGUGAUAGGUGGUAAAGCUGCAUCACCACCAGUCAUGUCUGGAGCGGUAUUUUCCCAACCACCUUCGGCGUCACAAGCACCACCUCAACAGGCAUAUAAACCCCAGCAACAACAGCAACAUAUGUCACCACGACAACAGACAUCUAGGCCGCCCCCAGCAAAUCCCCGCACGCAAUGGGAGAUUGACGCCGAGACUGCUCGUCUAAAGGCCGAAUUCGAAGCCGAGAAAAAAGAAAGGGAGAAAAUAGAACGGAAAGAACAGAAGAUGAUCAAAAAGAUGCUAGAGGAAGAGGAGAUGGAGGCAAAAAGGAGAGACGCAGAAGUAGCCAAAGAGACAGAACGUCUACGGAAACAAUAUGGUGUCCCUGCAGCCGCCUCGCCACCUAAUCACGUAUCCUUCCAGCAACCCGCUCUUCCUCCCCGCCAACAGUCUUCUCACAUACGUCCACAUUCAAACUCUCUAGGCCAGCCGCAGCAAUUCUCGCAAUAUCAGAGCGCACCGCAUUCGCAACCGGUCCCUUAUCAACGGCCAGUUAGCACGCCGCUUGCUCCUCAGCAACAGCAGCAGCCUGCUACACAGGGGAGUUGGUUUGGAAGUAAUAAUCGUCCGCAGCAGUCAGGUCCAUAUUUACAAGCGCCGGGAAACAAUGCGAGUGCGAGCCAUAGUGGGUUCUUUGGGCUGGGUGGGGGAAAGAAGGUGCAGAAGAAGAGAAGUGUUUUCUUCUAG
Lachnellula hyalina is the source of this 1539-nucleotide messenger RNA. RefSeq lists its product as uncharacterized. The record is from RefSeq and is a predicted model, not a curated record. Lineage: Eukaryota; Fungi; Ascomycota; Leotiomycetes; Helotiales; Lachnaceae. Bases 1 to 1539 code for a protein of 512 amino acids. The transcript has a single exon.